Messenger RNA from Coffea eugenioides, 1546 nucleotides. Its product is annotated as metacaspase-1-like. Gene Ontology annotation, molecular function: cysteine-type endopeptidase activity. The transcript has 5 exons. Bases 197 to 1279 code for a protein of 360 amino acids. NCBI's taxonomy places the organism in Eukaryota, Viridiplantae, Streptophyta, Magnoliopsida, Gentianales, Rubiaceae. Gene Ontology annotation, biological process: proteolysis. The record is from RefSeq and is a predicted model, not a curated record.
CUCGCCCGCGUCUUCCCCAGUUCUCACCAACUCCCACUUUGCUCGGCCCCAUCGCCCCCAUGGCCAAAACUCCUCUCCUUUAACUUGAUAAAAAAUCCACAGAUCCCGCCCAUCUACGUAAAACCUUAACUCAUCGAUAUCAGGAUUUCUUUCGUUAUCGUUAUCGCUAUCCUCCUCCGUCCUGAUCAAGAAAAAGAUGUUGAUGCUAGUUGACUGUUCCAACUGCCGCACACCGCUACAGCUUCCACAAGGUGCUAAGUCCAUCAGAUGCGUCAUCUGCCAUGCCGUCACCCUCAUCGCCGACCCAAGAGGGGUCCCGCCACCACCACCACCACAACCACCGGCUCCAUACUAUCAUCCACCGCCGCCGCCUUCGCCUUACAACCAUGCUCCCCAAGGUCAACCCCCUAGAGUCCACGGUCGCAAGAAAGCCGUGAUUUGCGGGAUAUCCUACAGGAACACCAGACAGGAACUCAGAGGCUGCAUCAAUGACGCUAAGUGCAUGAAGUUCUUGCUCAUCAAUCGCUUCAAGUUUCCUUCCGAUUCUAUUCUCAUGCUCACCGAAGAAGAAACAGAUCCUUACCGUAUUCCAACAAAACACAACAUCAGAAUGGCCAUGUAUUGGCUUGUGCAAGGUUGUCAGCCAGGUGAUUCCUUGGUAUUCCAUUAUUCAGGUCAUGGUUCACAGCAAAGGAACUACAACGGUGAUGAGGUUGAUGGUUAUGAUGAAACACUUUGUCCUUUGGAUUUUGAAACACAAGGGAUGAUAGUUGAUGAUGAAAUUAACGCUACCAUUGUUAGGCCACUUCCUCGUGGAGCUAAGCUUCAUGCUAUCAUAGAUGCAUGUCACAGUGGCACAGUGCUGGAUUUACCAUUCCUUUGUAGGAUGGACAGAACUGGGAGGUAUACAUGGGAGGACCAUCGCCCUCGAUCAGGUGCAUGGAAAGGAACAAGUGGUGGAGAAGUCAUAUCGUUUAGUGGUUGUGACGACGAUCAAACUGCUGCUGAUACAGAUGCUCUAUCUAAAGUGACUUCAACGGGGGCCAUGACUUAUUCAUUUAUCCAAGCAAUUGAGCGUGGACAGGGAACCACAUACGGGAGCAUCUUAAAUUCAAUGAGAUCAACCGUCACCAGUAACGAGGAUGGUCUAGGAGGUGGCAUUGUGACAUCACUCCUCACAAUGCUUUUGACGGGUGGCAGUCUAAGUGGUACGAGACAGGAACCCCAGUUGACAGCUAAUGAACCUUUUGAUGCGUACACAAAGCCGUUUUCACUGUAGCAAAUAAAUGAUGAUUCUCAGCCGUGUGAUCUACUUGGUACUGCAGAUUGUUGUACAGUUCUUUGCCUUUGAUGGAAUUUGAAGUUCAUUUCUUUGAUGCAAGCUAUUCGUAAAUUAUCUUAUGGCCCCUGUAAAAGGUUGUUCAUCUGAUCAAACGAUGUAUAACCGGAGUUUUUGAAAUUUCUUUAACGCAGUAAUCCUCCUGAAUUUAACAUGUAGCUCUCUCUCUUUUUGAUUAAACAAUUAAACCUGUGCAAUUGUUGCCAA